AUGUGCCGGGGUCCAAUGCCUGCAAACACAAUCAAAGCAAAAAAAAAAACGAAAGCAAAAAACAAGGCUAAAAAGGGCCGUAAGGAGAUGCCGUCACGCACCACCACCCGGGCAUCGAGAAGUGCCUCGCGAGAGCAGCGGCGGACGCCUUCACCUCCUGUGGCGAACAGGCAGGCUCGCGCUGCAAACGCAUGCCUCACUGAAGAGGCUCUCGCUGUGGAGGCAAUCCUCGCUGGUAGACCGGGCAAAACCGGCCGCAAUAGCUCUCCGUGGGGAAUGUGGGCUGCCGUUGUGGUGUUGGAGGUGGUGGCCUUUGUCUGGCUCAAAUGGGCAGUAGACGUCUACGGUGUCUACCGUGCGGCGAGGUUGUAG
Messenger RNA from Trypanosoma rangeli, 372 nucleotides. RefSeq lists its product as uncharacterized. Bases 1 to 372 code for a protein of 123 amino acids. The record is from RefSeq and is a predicted model, not a curated record. NCBI's taxonomy places the organism in Eukaryota, Euglenozoa, Kinetoplastea, Trypanosomatida, Trypanosomatidae. The transcript has a single exon.